Molecule: messenger RNA, 924 nt
Organism: Pyricularia grisea
Lineage: Eukaryota; Fungi; Ascomycota; Sordariomycetes; Magnaporthales; Pyriculariaceae
Exons: 2
Coding region: 1-924 (307 amino acids)
Source: RefSeq, a predicted model, not a curated record
AUGUCCUCGACCGACGAGCAUCGCCCUUACAUGCAGCCCGAAUCCUCCCACGAAAGUCUUCUUCCAGUAACAAGAUUCCACGAACCAGGGCUAGUCUCGUCAUCGGAUCGCGAGGUUGGCCCGACAGUGACAGCCAGGUCGGCCACCCCUACCCAGUUCACCAUUUGGUCACUAUACCGACGGCGACAACAUCGUUCCUCUUCUCGGGGUUCGAGAGUCUCAGUCUCAAGUGUUUCACUAACCAUCCAUGAACAUCGUUUGGCUUCUCCUCAACAAGGCCCGGAAGAAACACCAGCAGCAACCUUGCUGGACGAUGGAGCCCGUCCCAGCGAGAGCACCACGCCAGCGAUGGACAUCAACUCCAAUGGCCUUGCGACGGACUUCCAGCGCCAGAAGAUCAAAGCCGCGAUAAUAUUUCCUGAAGUUAUAGGCAUCCUAGCCACCUUCUGUUUUCUUGCCUUUAAUAUUGCCAUUAUCCUGAUUCAAGACACCAGCACAGACACUGCAGGGCGGUAUAAGGACGCUAUAACUGUUCUCGCUGCCAUUUUACCAAUAGUUUUCUGCAUGGUCGUCGGUCAACUGAUGACACACAUAGUCUGCUGGAGGCUUGAGUCGGGCACGUGGCUCCAAUCUCUGGAGCAGCUAUUAGCCAGUCGAACCGUAGGCGGCGCUGCGCUUUCAGUCUUAACCUUGCCGUUCGGAUGGCUUUACAUUGUGCUGCUGUUUCUUUGUUCGUUUCCUCCACCUGGGCGCGCAUUCUAUGCUACGAUGCUGCGGACGAAGCUGCAGGAAUUCGAGACCAACACAACCCUGAUCUACUUCGAUACCAAUACCAAUCCCAUGUUGGAUUUUGGCCUUGUCUCUACACUUCAGAGUGACCCGGUUGGUGGGCCGUCCAUCAUAGCAUCGAUAUACAUGGCUUGA